Molecule: messenger RNA, 2558 nt
Organism: Corvus hawaiiensis (hawaiian crow)
Lineage: Eukaryota; Metazoa; Chordata; Aves; Passeriformes; Corvidae
Gene: MTCH1
Product: mitochondrial carrier 1
Exons: 12
Coding region: 16-978 (320 amino acids)
Biological process (GO): positive regulation of apoptotic process
Cellular component (GO): membrane; mitochondrion
Source: RefSeq, a predicted model, not a curated record
CGGUGACGCGGGGCCAUGGCGGCCAUGGCGGCGCUGCCCCCGGGGCCGCUGUCGCCGCCUGGCGGGGGCGCGGGGGCCGCGGCGGGGCCUGAGGGCGCCGAGGGCCUGUUCGUGCUGCUGGGCGCGGGGCUCGCCGCCGCCAGCCACCCCCUGCUCUACGUCAAGCUGCUCGUGCAGGUUGGGCAUGAGCCACUACCUCCAACCAUUGGAAGAAAUGUGCUGGGGAGGAAGGUCCUGUACCUGCCCGGCUUCUUCACCUACGCCAGACACAUCGUGGAAGUGGAUGGGAAAAGAGGCCUCUUCCGUGGCCUGACUCCUCGCCUCAUCUCAAGCACUUUAUCAACCAUCACCAGGGGGAGUGUGAAGAAGGCUUUUCCACUGGAAGACAUGGAGCACGUGUCUAACAAGGAUGAUGUGAAAACUUCGCUUAGGAAAGUGGUCAAAGAGACAUCCCAUGAGAUGAUGAUGCAGUGUGUGUCCCGGGUUGUCUCGCACCCACUGCACGUGAUCUCCAUGCGCUGCAUGGUCCAGUUUGUAGGCCGGGAAGUCAAAUACAGUGGUGUGUUCAGUGCCAUUGGCAGGAUAUUUAAGGAAGAAGGGAUCCUGGGAUUCUUUGUUGGGUUAGUCCCUCACAUCCUGGGGGAUGUCAUCUUCCUCUGGUGCUGCAACCUCCUGGCUCACUUCAUCAACACCUACGCGGUGGAUGACAACUUCAGCCAGGCAUCGGUGAUCCGGAGCUACACGAAGUUCGUGAUGGGGAUCGCUGUGAGCAUGCUGACGUACCCAUUCCUUCUCGUGGGAGAUCUCAUGGCAGUGAACAACUGUGGGUUGCGAGCCGGCCUCCCUCCCUACGCACCCGCCUUUGCAUCCUGGAUCCACUGCUGGAGGCAUCUCAGUGCUCAGGGGCAGCUGUUCCGUGGCUCCAGCCUGCUGUUCCGCAGGGCGCCCAUCCCAGCCGCCUCCUUCCCCAUUGACUGACUCCUCGGCAGGAAGAGCUCAUCAACUUGGACUCCUCAAGAAACCCCAAGCUUGUUUCGAUAUCUGUAUAUUUCUAUUUUCUGAUCCAAAGUCCAUGGUGCCAGAACUGACACCUCCUCUCCAGCAAGGCCAGCAACAGACUUCUGGACAUCUGGCUUCAGGUUCCAGCUGGACCAAAGCUCCAUCCUCAUGGCUGUCUUGACUGGGAUGUGUAGCAGAGAGAGCAGAAAGGCAUUGUCCCUUUGGUCCAGGCUGUAAGCUCUGGAGUUGCUGGGGAAGUCCAGGAAUCCAGAAAAUGCCCAGGUACUAAAAGAGCCAGCCCUGAGCUGCGGGAACAAAAGACUGCUUUGUUCUGCCUGAGCUGAGAAGCAGCAGGAGAUCCAAGGUCAUCUCACUGGGAAGGUUAUACCAGGUGACAGCCUCCUGCCUCAUCCUUUCUGGAGAGAGCACCUUUGCCUGGCAGGUAGCUCAUCCUGGGCAAGAUCAACCUGGCAUCCAUAUUUAAGGUUUGAGGGUACCUGAACACCCGGGAGCACCCCACCUCCCAUGGGUGUGAAUUUAGGAAAUUAUAGGAUCAAAACAGGGAAGGGAAACAGAUUCCCACUACAGAGAACAGCAGAGUCCCAAAGAGACGGGUCUGGCCCAGCUCAGGGCAGCGUUGGGCUGUGGACACGGAGAGAGCCCUUGGGAAGGGACACGCGCUGCCACCGGUGCUGCUUUGGGCAGGAUUUCAGUCAUGGAAUGGGCUGUGCUUAGGAUGCACCCAGCAGAGCUGUGGGCUGGGCAGGCAGCCUGCACACUCUCAGGGGAGGUGGGUGCUGGGUUGGACUGGCCUGGCUGCGCUGAGGGGCAUCUCCCAGCCAGCAGCAGCACGAGCCCUGCUGGGCUCCUGCUCCCAUUGCUGAGGGAAACGGAGCCGCCGGGAUCGGAGAGCUGCACACAAAGGGCUCUCCUGCAGCAGGGGCAGCCAUCCAGGGCUGUCUGCACUAAAGGGAUAAACCUUGAGCUGGCCAAAGGCUGGCGAGGCAUCAGGGUCGAGGCCUCCUGGUGCUCAGUGGAGCAAGGCUGGCUCUGUGUGUGUAGCAGAGCUCACCAGUGGCAGAGGUUUGAUUGAUGCUGAGCUGCCAGACAAGAGUUUUUUUGCACCAGUCUGUGCUGUGAUGGCAGCCAGGCAGAUUUCCCCCAUUUCAGUUCCCCAUGAAGCAGUCUUUUGCACAGAGGUGAUGCUGUACUCCCUGGGAAGAGGUUUAGGGUUCCUUGAGCAGGUUCCCAUGUGCUGCAGCAGCAGCAGCUGGGGUCACAUCUCAUCCCGGUCCUCUGGGGUCCUGCCAUCACAGGGGGUUUUUUCUCCAGCAGGCAGGGUCGAUGCACACCCCCAGCCAGGCUUGCAGGACGGUGGUGGUAUGUGCUGGGACUGGCAGCCCCCACCCAGCUCCCUUCGGUGUUGUGAAAUUGGUCCUGUUUGUCCUCCCUCCCUCCCAGUUUGUGUUACAGUUAAAUAAUGCAUGGACCUGUUCCCUAACACCAGAGAUGAUUUCAAAGAGGAUUUAAUUAUGCUCCAAAAUACAGCUAUAAAACAA